Messenger RNA from Wyeomyia smithii (pitcher-plant mosquito), 1885 nucleotides. RefSeq names its product probable cytochrome P450 9f2. Gene Ontology annotation, molecular function: iron ion binding; oxidoreductase activity, acting on paired donors, with incorporation or reduction of molecular oxygen; heme binding. Bases 144 to 1757 code for a protein of 537 amino acids. The record is from RefSeq and is a predicted model, not a curated record. NCBI's taxonomy places the organism in Eukaryota, Metazoa, Arthropoda, Insecta, Diptera, Culicidae. The transcript is spliced from 2 exons.
AAUUGAAUGUUGUCCGUUGUUCAGCAGACAGUCGCGAUACGCUUUUUGUCAGUCACUCCAAACUGAAGCCUGAGGGAAGUCGCAGAUAAGUUAGCCAUAAAAAACAGGAAUCUUAAGUUUAGUUUCCUAUUCGCUCGUUCAGUAUGGAGGUUGAUUUAUUCACAGCAGCCGCUGUUGGCAUAUUAAUUCUACUGAUCCUGCAUUACAUAUCGAAAAAGUAUGAAUACUUUUUGUCGAAGCCGAUACCUUGUGUGAAGCCAACCCUAAUAUUGGGGAGUUCCGGACCGAUGAUAUUUCGGACGCGCGACAUGCCGUCUCACGUUAAAAUCCUCUAUCAAACAUUUCCGGACUCCAAAAUGAUUGGUUUUUACGACUUUAUGAAACCGAUAAUAAUGCUGCGUGAUCCGGCGGUGAUCAAAAAGAUUGCUGUGAAAGAUUUCGAUUAUUUUCUGGAUCACACACCAACGCUGAGCAGUCCGGACAAGGAUGUCAACGAAGACAGUCUGUUCGGUAACUCACUGUUCGCACUCCGUGGCCAGAAGUGGCGGGAUAUGAGGGCUACUCUGAGUCCGGCUUUUACCGGGAGUAAGAUGAGGCACAUGUUCGAACUGGUGGCAGAUUGUGCCAAAGGCAUGAAUGGUUUCUUUACCGAGGAGAUGAAGGCGGGAAAAAGACUCGAGUACGAAAUGAAGGAUACUUUUUCACGUUUUGGGAAUGAUGUAAUUGCUACGGUCGCGUUCGGUAUUCAGGUGAAUUCGUUGAAGGAUCGAGGCAACGAAUUUUAUAUAAAAGGCAAGGAGAUGCUUAAUUUUCAAACAGUUAAGAUUCUGUUUAAAUUUUUUUUGCUGAGAGGAUUGCCUCGGUUGGCGCAAAAAUUGGGAAUCGAUUUUGUGGACUCCAAUCUAACAAAUUAUUUCAAAGGAGUGAUCAUUGACAACAUGAAGCAGAGAGAAGCUCAUGGAAUUAUACGCAACGACAUGAUACACAUGCUAAUGGAAGUUCGAAAAGGAGCACUGAAACAUUCGAAAGAUGAGCAGGAUCAAAAAGAUGCGGGCUUUGCCACAGUCGAAGAGUCCAGUGUCGGAAAGGCAGCACAUUCUCGGGUGUGGACUGAAAACGAGUUAAUCUCGCAGUGUUUCUUAUUUUUCCUGGCUGGAUUCGACACCGUCUCUACGUGUAUGACAUUCCUAACCUACGAAUUGGCGGUAAAUCCGGAGAUUCAGAAUCGGCUGUAUGAAGAAAUUCUGCAGGUCGAACAAUCUCUCAGCAAUAAACCAUUGUGUUACGAAAUGUUACAGAAAAUGACGUACAUGGAUAUGGUUGUAUCGGAAGCACUUCGCCUAUGGCCUCCAGUACCAGCUGCUGAUCGAUUCUGUGUCAAAGACUAUCUUUAUGACGAUGGCAUUGGGACACAAUUUGUAAUUGAGAAGGAUCAAACCGUUUGGAUUCCAACAGUUGCCAUCCAUAGAGAUCCGAGAUAUUAUCCGAACCCUGACAAGUUUGAUCCGGAGCGUUUCAACGAGGAAAACCGGUCGAAAAUCGAUAUUGCAACGUAUUUUCCAUUUGGAGUUGGCCCCCGUAACUGUAUCGGAUCUCGUUUGGCACUUAUGGAAGUUAAGCUGAUGUUGUUUUACCUGCUGAAGGACUUCAAGUUGGAGCCAACUGAGAAAACACAAAUCCCCCUGCGCUUGCUGAAAAGUAUGUUUACUAUCCAGGCGGAACAUGGCGUUUGGUUGGAAAUCAAAGCGAGAACCUGAUUCGAUAAAUUCGAAGUAAUGCAAGAUUCUAGUAAAACGGUGGAGGAAAAUAUGUAAUAGAAUCUAUCUCUUAUUCAUGAACUUGUUUGUGACAUAAUAUGUGUCGAAUAAAUUCAUGGAAGUGAAAA